Brassica rapa (field mustard) is the source of this 1921-nucleotide messenger RNA. RefSeq names its product elongation factor 1-delta 1-like. Lineage: Eukaryota; Viridiplantae; Streptophyta; Magnoliopsida; Brassicales; Brassicaceae. Gene Ontology annotation, biological process: translational elongation. Gene Ontology annotation, molecular function: guanyl-nucleotide exchange factor activity; translation elongation factor activity. The record is from RefSeq and is a predicted model, not a curated record. Gene Ontology annotation, cellular component: cytosol; eukaryotic translation elongation factor 1 complex.
UCGUUUUUUUUUGUUGAUUGGAUCUCAUGUUUAAUAUCAGUGAAAAAAAUUCGAGCUUCAGAAACGAUGGCGGCCUUUCCUAAUCCCAAUUCUAAUGCUGGACUGAAGAAGCUCGACGAGCAUCUUCUUACACGUUAUUACAUUACAGGGUUAGACACUUAGAAUGUCUUUUUUGAUUUUUAUCACAGAGCCUCAAAGAUGUCUUCUUUUAGUCAAGUUGUCUUACUUUACCUCUCUUUCAAUGAAGUACUGCACAACUCUUUUUUCCCCCUUUUUUUAUAGUAGUGCACAACAUUAAUAGAUUAGAUUCUCUCACCUUUAGCUUUUGGAACAAUCAGUUGCAUGCAGACUUGAUAUAUAUAUUUACGAUGUCUAAUAACGAUUAUUUUUCGGCUAUAUAUGUACAGUCACAAGGCUUCAAAGGAUGAUAUCACCGUCUAUGCGGCCCUUUCAAAACAUCCACCAUCGCAAUAUGUGAACGUAUCUCGUUGGUACAACCACAUUGAGACUCUAUUGGGUAUCUCGUACGUUCCUCCACAUAUGGGUGAUAUCGGCUUACCAUUAAAUUAAAAUGCUUCUCAUUCCUUUAAAUGACUACUUUAUCCAUAAAAAAAAUUGUCUAAGUAGUGUUUUUAUUUGCAUGCAGAGGUAUCUCUUGUCAAGGGAGUGGUGUCAGUAUUGACGGACUGGUCUCUACCUCAGAACAUGCGGUUGCUGGUUCUAAUGUACUCUAUUGAUUGUUUAUUUGUCCAUAAGGGUUUCAUUUCAUGAAACCAUAAGUUUGGCUCUUAUAUAUAUGGUUCAUAUAUCAUAUGGUAGGAUGGUGUUGCGGUUGUUGAUAAUGAUAAAGAUGUUGAUCAAGAUGUUGACCUUAUCCGCGAAGAUACCCAAAAGGAAAAGAAAAGUGCUGAAGAGAGAGCAACUUCCACAAAGAAGAAAAUAUGAUUGUCAGACCAACAUGAAGAAGCUAGAGGAACGUCUAAGAACUAUUCAAAUGGAAGGACUGAUUUGGGGAGCAUCAAAACUUGUCCAUGUUGGAUAUGGAGUCGAGUUGUUGCGGAUCAUAGCCACCAUGCCUAGAAAUGAGAAAAUUGAUGUUUUCGACGUACUCGUCGGUGACUAUAUAUCUUUUUUAGGACGUUUCAAUGUUGCGACUGCGGGCUUGCAUCAAUCUCUAGUUCUUAUCAACCCAAAUGAUGAAGAGACCGACAUGAAGAAGCUAGAGGAAACUGUAAGAUCCAUUCAAGUGGCAGGGCUGUUUUGGGGAGCAUCAAAGCUUGUCUCAAUUGGCUAUGGAAUCAAGUUGUUGGGGAUUGAGUGCACAGCCGUUGGACACCUUGCUCAUCUUGGACGCAGAGUAGGUUUCAACACCAUUUUCAAAGAGAAAAUAAUGGAUCAUCCGUAUGUCCAGAGCUGUCAAACUCUCAGCUUAAACAUAAUAUGUAAUGGAAUCACAGAAGAGGAAUCUCAUUCUAAGGUGUUCUCUAUUGUUUGUUAUCUGUCCACAAAGGAUAAUGCGGCUGAUGAUGAUGAUCUUAACCUUUUUGGUGAAGAGAGCGCAGCUGGUAAGUCAGGGUUAGUGCUUCGAAAGCUGUUUGGUGACAAUCCCGACAUAAAGAAGACAGAAGAAACUGUAAGAUCCGGUCAGAUGGAAGGAGUAGUAUGGGGAGCAUCAAAGAUUUACAAUGUUGGCUAUGGAUUCAAGUAUAUGCGAACCAUAUUCACCAUUGUUGACGACCAGUUGUCUCUCGAUACUGUCACUAGAAACACUGGCGGUAUCCCCUUGAACAGAAUAUGUAAGCGUCAAAAACCAUUUUUAAACUCCUUGAAGUUGUUGAUGUGAAAGAUGAUAGGUUUUGUAUUAAACUUUGGCUUGAAAAAUAAUGCAGAGGAUCGAAAAAACCUUCAAGGGGAAGCUUUA